Molecule: messenger RNA, 525 nt
Organism: Helianthus annuus (common sunflower)
Lineage: Eukaryota; Viridiplantae; Streptophyta; Magnoliopsida; Asterales; Asteraceae
Exons: 1
Coding region: 1-525 (174 amino acids)
Biological process (GO): base-excision repair
Cellular component (GO): nucleus
Molecular function (GO): phosphoric diester hydrolase activity; DNA-(apurinic or apyrimidinic site) endonuclease activity; double-stranded DNA 3'-5' DNA exonuclease activity
Source: RefSeq, a predicted model, not a curated record
AUGAGUGUGUUGUCAUGGAAUAUAAGAGGACUGGGAUCGGAAUCUAAGAGCUCGUGGUGUAGGAAAUUAAAAGCGGAAAAUGAGAUCGGUUUUAUUCUUAUUCAAGAGACUCAAUUUGAAUCUUUGGAGAGGGUUAAUGUUAAUAGGUUUUGGGGCAGGGGUGAUAUGGAGUUUGAGCAUGUUGAUGCUUCAGGUAGGUCGGGUGGUUUGAUAUCUAUGUGGAAUCCUAGAUUGUUUGUUAAGGAGUCGGUAGUCAAAGAUCGGAACUUUUUGGUUGUCUCUGGGUAUCUAAAGGAAGAUGGUAGAAGGAUUACACUCAUCAAUGUUUAUUGCCCACAAAGGCUGAAUGAUAAGUGUGUUGUGUGGGAACAAUUAAAGUCGAUUAUUACGGAGGAUGGUGGGUUUUGGAUUGUGGGUGGUGAUUUUAAUAGUGUUAGAGAUUCAGUUGAACGAAGAAAUUCCAAUUUUAACAGGCUGGAUUCGGAGGCUUUUAAUGAAUUUAUUGAAGAUGCCGGGUUGGUGUAA